AUGAUGAACGCAGAGUUAUUGGACAAAAAUUUCGGUGUAUGCUUUCCGGAGGAACUGGAUGGGUGCUUGGAUGUACAGCAGGGAUCGGCGAAUUGCUGUAAGUUCAAUCGAUGGGGUUCGAUGAUCGCAGUUGGCAGUAUUGAUGGUCGUGUGUACAUUUUUGAUGUUAUCACGAAAGGUGUUGUGAAGAGUUGGAUGUGCCAUGGCUAUCCAAUAACCGCGUUGAGCUGGUCUCGGGAUGGUCGUAAACUGUUGACGGGUGCAACCGAUUGGUCGGUAGCAAUCUGGGAUGUUAUGGAGGGAACACGUUUGCAGCGUUUCGUUUAUGGAUCACCCAUCAUAUCAGCGAUGUUCAAUCCAAGAGACGAGUUCCAAGUUCUGGUCGUGUAUUUGAGUGGCAAUCCUGUGGUGGAAGACGUGAAAGCGAAACAACAAACUGAGAUACGUUUCGAUGGGCUUGCAGACGACCAGAUCGGUGAUGUGACUGUGGCGACGUUCGAUCGUCGUGGUAAAUUCAUCGUAACCGGUAGCAGCAAGGGACGGAUCGCAUUCUACGACUCGAAAAGCAUUCAAAUGAUCACUUAUGUGAAACAAAAUGCUGUACAUCAGAUUAAAAAUAUCCUCUUGACAAGGCGUGGUGAUUUCCUACUGACGAACUCCCAAGAUCGUAUAAUACGCACGUACAAUUUAACCGAUUUGUUAUCAAAACCACAAGGUACUUCAGUGGAACCAAUGCAGAAACUGUUGGAUAUUGUUAAUAAGGAGAACUCGAAGUAUAUUGAGAAAGAAUCGGAGUUCGAUUUGGAAGAUGAGGAUGCUGAUGAGCCGGCAACACACUCUACACAGGUCAAACAAUUUAAUUUCUUUUCGGAUCGAAAGGAUGAAGACGACGAGUCGGUAGAUGUAGUCACAGUGAAAACGAACGCCAUCUAUUGUAGUUCGGACGAAGAGGAAGCAACUAAUGAGGAAUUGAACAGUAGUGAUUUUGUGAUGGAUCUGACCGCGAAGAGCGGUCCACUGUGGUUCUUGCCGAUCUCACCGGAGGUGGAAAAUCCAGAAGAAAAUCCAUUAUCGUUGCUUUAUGAUUCUGAGAAUGGUUCGAACAAUCAUGAUAGUGAUUACUCAGCAGGGAUUCGUAAACGAACCUCAACAGGUAGUGCUUCGAGUAAUGGAAUGGCAUCGAGGAUGUUAAUUAAGCAACGUAAAACGAAGUGA
Anisakis simplex (herring worm) is the source of this 1215-nucleotide messenger RNA. The record is from the annotation of a GenBank genome assembly. NCBI's taxonomy places the organism in Eukaryota, Metazoa, Nematoda, Chromadorea, Rhabditida, Anisakidae.